Messenger RNA from Solea solea (common sole), 4167 nucleotides. RefSeq names its product aldehyde dehydrogenase 18 family, member A1 (gene aldh18a1). Gene Ontology annotation, molecular function: glutamate-5-semialdehyde dehydrogenase (NADP+) activity; glutamate 5-kinase activity; ATP binding. The record is from RefSeq and is a predicted model, not a curated record. NCBI's taxonomy places the organism in Eukaryota, Metazoa, Chordata, Actinopteri, Pleuronectiformes, Soleidae. The transcript is spliced from 18 exons. Bases 368 to 2698 code for a protein of 776 amino acids. Gene Ontology annotation, cellular component: mitochondrion; cytoplasm.
CCCAACGUCACAUCCUAGUAAUCCACCGCCAAUAUACGAGAUAAUAUUUUGAGAAAAAUAUAACACCUGUGGUUUAAAUUUCAUGUCAGCAGCGUCAAUUAAUGGACAUUGUAUCUUUUAAAUUACUGCUGCGGGACUUACUAACCCUCGAGAGAAGAUAAGGUCCGUUUGCACUCGUGGCAACAGUUUCAUCAGCAGCCUGACAAUCAGUCAGGGGAGGAGUCAUCUCUGUGUGAACUACUGUGGGAUAAGUAAUAACGGGACCACGACUAUGAACGAGGCUGAAUAGAAGGCAUUGCACAGCAGAAGAUAAACGAGGACUUCACCAGGUUAAUAAAGAACAACAGUAACCAACGUUAAAUUGACCAUGAUGCUGCAGAGACUCGCCUUUGGUUCAAGGAGACACGUACGCGACCUGCUCAUCAGACCACUGACACAAGCUCCACAUGGCCGGGUCCAUGGCAGCUCCUUUGCUCACCGCGGUGAACUGCGUCAUGCUAAGAGGAUAGUAGUCAAGCUUGGCAGCGCUGUGGUCACACGUGGCGAUGAAUGUGGUCUGGCUCUUGGGAGGCUGGCCUCCAUUGUGGAGCAGGUAGCUAUGCUGCAGAAUCAGGGCAGGGAAAUGAUGAUUGUCACCAGUGGAGCAGUGGCCUUUGGAAAGCAACGAUUAAGACAUGAGAUCCUUCUGUCACAGAGUGUACGACAGGCGCUGCACUCGGGACACAAUCAGCUCAAAGACAUGUCGCUGCCUGUACUGGAGGCGCGGGCCUGUGCAGCAGCUGGACAGAGUGGCCUGAUGGCCCUUUAUGAGGCCAUGUUUACCCAAUACAGCACUUGUACUGCACAGGUCCUUGUGACAAAUCUGGAUUUCCACGAUGACCAGAAGAGGCAGAACCUGAACAGCACACUGCAGGAGCUGCUGCGCAUGAACAUCGUGCCCAUCAUUAACACCAAUGACGCUGUUGUGCCGCCACCGGAGCCCAACAGCGACCUGCAGGGGGUAAAUGUGAUCAGCAUCAAGGACAAUGACAGUCUGGCGGCGAGGCUCGCUGUAGAGAUGAAGGCUGACCUGCUCAUCGCGCUGUCUGACGUUGAAGGACUGUACGACAGCCCCCCUGGAACAGAUGACGCCAAGCUCAUUGACAUCUUUUACCCUGGAGACCAACAGUCUAUCACUUAUGGCACAAAGUCCAGAGUUGGGAUUGGAGGCAUGGAGGCCAAGGUCAAGGCUGCACUGUGGGCGCUGCAAGGUGGCACCUCAGUGGUCAUAGCAAAUGGAACCCACCCCAAAGUAACAGGUCAUGUCAUUACUGACAUUGUGGAAGGCAAAAAGGUGGGAACCUUCUUCUCUGAGAUCAAACCUGCUGGUCCAACUGUGGAGCAGCAGACAGAAGUGGCUCGCAGCUCUGGAAGAACCCUGGCAUCUCUUCACCCAGACCAGAGGAGUGAGAUCAUCUGUCAUCUAGCAGAGCUUCUGACUGAAAGGAAGGAGGCGAUUCUGGCUGCCAACAAGACGGACAUGGACCUGGCUGUUAAUGCUGGCCAUUUGCCACCAGCAAUGCUGACGCGUCUGAGUCUGUCACCGGUCAAACUCAACAGCUUAGCCAUAGGUCUGCGUCAGAUAGCCGUGGCGGCGCAGGACAGCGUGGGGCGUGUGUUGCGCAGGACCAGAGUGGCUCACACCCUGGAGCUGGAGCAGAUCACUGUGCCCAUCGGGGUUCUUCUGGUCAUCUUUGAGGCCAGACCUGACUGCCUGCCACAGGUUUCAGCCCUGGCCAUAGCCAGUGGUAAUGCCCUUCUUCUGAAGGGAGGCAAAGAGGCUGCAAACACAAACCGUGUCCUCCACCAGCUCACCCAGGAAGCUCUUUCAAUGCACAGUGUCCGAGAGGCUGUGCAACUGGUGAGCACUCGUGAGGAGGUGGAGGAUUUAUGUCGACUGGACAAUAUGAUCGACUUGAUUAUCCCUCGAGGUUCAUCCCAGCUUGUGAAGGACAUACAGCGAGCAGCCAAGGGCAUCCCAGUGCUGGGUCACAGCGAGGGAAUCUGUCACGUCUACGUCGACGCAGACGCCAGUGUCGAUAAAGUCAUCAAGAUUGUCAGGGACUCAAAGUGCGACUACCCAGCUGCAUGUAACGCCAUGGAAACUCUGCUGAUUCACCGAGACAUUCUAAGGACGCCGCUUUUUGACCAGAUCAUUGAUAUGCUGCGAAAUGAACGGGUGAAGAUUCACGCAGGCCCUAGAUUUUCUUCCUUCCUGACGUUCAGCCCAUUAGAGGCCAACUCCUUGCGUACCGAGUACGGUGAUCUGGAGUGCUGCAUUGAGGUGGUGGACAGUAUGCACGACGCCGUGGACCAUAUCCACAAGUAUGGCAGCUCCCACACAGACGUAAUCAUCACAGAAAAUGAGGAAACAGCGGAGCAGUUCUUGCAGCAGCUGGACAGCGCCUGUGUUUUCUGGAACGCCAGCUCACGUUUUGCAGAUGGCUACCGCUUUGGACUUGGAGCAGAGGUUGGGAUUAGCACUGCACGCAUCCACGCCCGAGGCCCUGUGGGCCUGGAGGGGCUGCUCACCACCAAGUGGGUCCUGAGAGGGGAUGGACACACAACAGCUGACUUCUCUGAGCACGGCACCAUGAAGUACCUCCAUGAAAACCUGCCUGUUGGGCAGCCUUUAGCCGGACAAAGAGACAGUAACUAGACUUGAGACGAUACACAAUGCUGUACUCGCAUUAGCUACCAGCAGCUCCCCAAAAAUCAGCAACAGAUCAUGAAGUCACUGUUUAAGACUCUGCAGCUCAAAAAGCACAACCUGGAUGUUGUACUUGGUUCUCUGAUGAAGUGUGAACUUUUUUUUAUUCUAAAUUCUACCUCAACUUAUCACACUUUAGAGUUAGAGAACUCGCCCUUAUAGCAACGUUACUUUCUUUAAAGGUCCAGUGUGUAACACUUACGGAGGUUUAUUGGCUGAAAUUGAAUAUACUGCCCAUAAGUAUGCUACUUAGUACGGAUGCUAAUGGUAUACGGAGGUAGUUGUAGUUCCCUGAUGUGCUUGGGUCAGGGAGGAGUGAGCAAAAGAGUCAACAAUCUGCAGUCUCACCAUUAGAUGUCACUAUAUCUUACACACGGGAUCUUUUAUGCAAAAUAAAUACAUAAGAUUUCGCAUAAAAAGUUUUUCAGAUACAUUUUCUUAUAUUAAUGCAAUCUCGGAAUAUCAUUCUUAAACCUCACUCUACGUUACCAUCAAUAAGACCACUUAUCAAGCUGCUUUGACUGGCGUCUCCAACAGCAAUGCAACUGACAAGGCCUUUGACACAGACUCUGAUCUGGCAACUUACUUUACCAGGCUGUGCUAUAGUGCAACACAAACCCUUACUUCAUUCAUUAAAUGUUCAUGAGGCUGUUGACAGUCAUCAGUAAUACAAUGUACAGCGUGUACUUUUAGCCAGGUUUACUGUGUAAAACCACUCACUUACUCAAAUCUGUGGUCAUGGGUCAGCAAUAUUUAAAUUAUUACUUUAUUUAUCCAGCUUAUUUACAUCUUAAUUCAUAUUUAAAAAAUAUGAUCAUGUUAUGAUUGUACAUAUUAUUUAAAUUGUAAUUGGCUCAUUGCCCAGAAGGUUAAUACAUUUCAACAUUUUUAUUUUCUAGCUCUUAUUUUCCGUGUGUAAAUUAAAAAUACACAGGCACUUUAAUUGGCCGAGGUGCCGCUGUUAUACGACUGCGAGGCGGCAUGUGACAGUAAACUGGCUGAUUAUCAUCUUUAUGUUUCCUGUAAUGACGAGGAUUCACAUUAAUGAUAUCAUAUAUGAUACAGAAUAAUUCACCAGGUUACAACCCGCACACCUGAACAUGAAUACAUUAAUGUUAUUUACAGUUUUGAUUUAUCUGAUCGUUGUUACAAGUUCUGCUUUCUCCGUGAUCCGCUGUUUUGCUGUUUGUACCUUGUGGCGCCUAAAGCCUCUUUCAGAGCAGGAACAGUAAUUGACAAGCUGCCUCCUUCAAGCUGGAGGGAAGAACGCAGCUGCUUUUAAAUGAAGCUCUGCAACAAUUCCAGCCUCUGAGCUCCUAUCUGAUGUAUUGCAAUGCACACUUAAGGAGUGCUUUGGCUUGUUUAAUAGCAGUGUUGAAGAAUUAAAAAAAAGAAAUGUUGAAAAGGAAUAUUUGGAA